AUGGACCACCAGGAGCCCUACUCGGUGCAGGCCACCGCGGCCAUCGCGGCGGUCAUCACGUUCCUCAUCCUUUUCACCAUCUUUGGCAACGCGCUGGUCAUCUUGGCUGUGUUGACGAGUCGCUCGCUGCGCGCCCCGCAGAACCUGUUCCUAGUGUCGCUGGCCGCCGCCGACAUCCUGGUGGCCACGCUCAUCAUCCCUUUCUCGCUGGCCAACGAGCUGCUGGGCUACUGGUACUUCCGGCGCACGUGGUGUGAGGUGUACUUGGCGCUCGACGUGCUCUUCUGUACCUCGUCCAUCGUGCACCUGUGCGCCAUCAGCCUGGACAGGUACUGGGCCGUGAGUCGGGCACUGGAGUACAACUCCAAGCGCACCCCACGCCGCAUCAAGUGCAUCAUCCUCACCGUGUGGCUCAUCGCAGCUGUCAUCUCCCUGCCGCCGCUUAUCUACAAGGGCGACCAGGGGCCCCAGCCUCGUGGGCGCCCGCAGUGCAAACUUAACCAAGAGGCCUGGUACAUCCUGGCCUCUAGCAUCGGAUCUUUCUUUGCACCCUGCCUCAUCAUGAUCCUGGUCUACCUGCGCAUCUACCUGAUCGCCAAGCGCAGCCACCGCAGAGGUCCCAGGGCCAAGGGCCGCCCUAGGGAGGGUGAGUCUAAGCAGCCCCGCCCCGUCCCUACUGGAACUUCAACCAAAAUGCCAACCCUGGCCUCUCUGGCUGCUUCUGGAGAGGCCAAUGGUCACUCCGAGCCCACUGGGGAGAAGGAGGAGGGGGAGACCCCUGAAGAUCCUGCGACCCCUGCCUUGCCACCCAGCUGGUCGGCCCUUCCCAACUCAGGCCAGGGUCGGAAGGAAGGUGUUUGUGGGGCAUCUCCAGAGGAAGAAGCUGAGGAGGAGGAGGAAGAGUGUGAGCCUCAGGCCUUGCCAGCAUCUCCUGCCUCCGCCUGUAGCCCACCCCUGCAGCAGCCACAGGGGUCCCGGGUGCUGGCAACACUACGUGGCCAGGUGCUCCUGGGCAGGGGCGUGGGCACCUCGAGCGGGCAGUGGUGGCGGCGGCGGGCGCAGCUGACUCGGGAGAAGCGGUUCACCUUUGUGCUGGCCGUGGUCAUCGGCGUUUUUGUGCUCUGCUGGUUCCCCUUCUUCUUCAGCUACAGCCUGGGUGCCAUCUGCCCACAGCACUGCAAGGUGCCCCAUGGCCUCUUCCAGUUCUUCUUCUGGAUCGGCUACUGCAACAGCUCGCUGAACCCCGUCAUCUAUACCAUCUUUAACCAGGACUUUCGCCGUGCCUUCCGAAGGAUCCUUUGCCGCCAGUGGACCCAGACGGCAUGGUGA
Puma concolor (puma) is the source of this 1329-nucleotide messenger RNA. RefSeq names its product adrenoceptor alpha 2B (gene ADRA2B). Gene Ontology annotation, biological process: G protein-coupled receptor signaling pathway; platelet activation; regulation of smooth muscle contraction. Gene Ontology annotation, cellular component: plasma membrane. The record is from RefSeq and is a predicted model, not a curated record. NCBI's taxonomy places the organism in Eukaryota, Metazoa, Chordata, Mammalia, Carnivora, Felidae. Gene Ontology annotation, molecular function: alpha2-adrenergic receptor activity; epinephrine binding.